AAUUUCCAUUUUCUCGUUUUUACAGGUGUUUUAUAACAAAUAAGAUGGCUACGUCCUCCAGCGCAGAACUGAGUAAGGCUGUCAAACAGCAGUACAUGGACCUCCCUCAGGGAGACAAAGUCCAAAUUAUGUACGUCUGGAUCGAUGGAACCGGAGAGGGACUCCGCUGUAAAACCAGAACGCUGGAUUCGGAGCCCAAGAGCAUCGAAGAACUGCCAGAAUGGAACUUUGAUGGCUCUAGCACCUACCAGUCUGAGGGCUCAAACAGUGACAUGUAUUUGAUUCCUUCUGCAAUGUUCAGAGAUCCUUUCCGCAAAGACCCCAACAAACUGGUCCUGUGUGAAGUGCUGAAGUACAACCGCAAACCUGCAGAAACCAACCUUCGUUUGACGUGUAAUAAAGUCAUGGACAUGGUUGAGAACCAGGUCCCUUGGUUUGGCAUGGAGCAAGAGUACACCAUUUUGGGCACUGAUGGACACCCGUUCGGCUGGCCGAACAAUGGCUUCCCUGGCCCACAAGGUCCCUAUUACUGUGGAGUGGGAUCUGACAAGGCCUACGGUAGAGAUAUUGUGGAAGCCCACUACAGAGCCUGCCUGUAUGCUGGGGUCAUGAUCUGUGGAACCAAUGCUGAAGUCAUGCCUGCGCAGUGGGAGUUCCAGGUUGGCCCUUGUGAAGGCAUCAGCAUGGGUGAUCACCUUUGGGCAGCUAGGUUCAUUCUCCACCGGGUGUGUGAGGACUUUGGUGUGGUGGCCUCAUUUGACCCCAAGCCCAUCCCUGGAAACUGGAACGGCGCUGGAUGCCACACCAAUUUCAGCACAAAAGAGAUGAGGGAAGAGGGUGGGUUGAAGGCCAUUGAGGAGUCCAUUGAAAGGCUGGGGAAGAGGCAUAGUUACCACAUCCGCGCCUAUGACCCUAAAGGGGGACUUGACAAUGCCCGUCGCCUCACCGGCCACCAUGAAACUUCCAACAUCCACGAGUUCUCUGCCGGUGUGGCCAACCGCGGUGCCAGCAUCCGCAUCCCUCGCACCGUGGGCCAGGAGAAGAAGGGCUACUUCGAGGACCGCCGCCCGUCUGCCAACUGUGACCCGUAUGCCGUGACGGAGGCUAUAAUCCGCACCUGUUUGCUCAGCGAGGAAGGAGACGAACCUGUGGACUAUUAGGUCUAACUAGAUCCCCACCUCUCUGGACUGAAUCCCCUUCGCCGCCACCCUUUUCCUUUCUCAUUUUAUAAAUGGCUGAAAAGUCGAACUAGUACUGUAUUUGUCAUUUUUCACAAACUAUUCUAACCUUCUAAAUGGCUUAAAGUUGGCUGGUCAACUUAACAUGGAAUUAAAUCUGUUUAACAUUAAAAAAAUCAUAAGAUGGUCGCUGACAGGGUGUCUUCCCCUUUCAUUUGAGUCUUUUCUAGUGGGGAGUAUUUAACUGUUUUUAAAACCCCAUUUGAUCUCGCGUUUCCUACCGUCUGAACUGAAAUAAACUAAAGCACAUGUGGACACUGACGACUAUGGCUGGGCGGCAUGUGUAAUUCUCUUAAUAAAAUCUAUGGAUUGUUUGUGU
Salmo salar (Atlantic salmon) is the source of this 1557-nucleotide messenger RNA. It is a transcript of the gene glna, whose product is annotated as Glutamine synthetase. The record is from RefSeq and is marked provisional. NCBI's taxonomy places the organism in Eukaryota, Metazoa, Chordata, Actinopteri, Salmoniformes, Salmonidae. Gene Ontology annotation, cellular component: cytoplasm. Gene Ontology annotation, molecular function: glutamine synthetase activity.